GCAGCGCUUUCCCCUGCGCUGGCAGCGGCAUGGCCCGGGGGGCCCCUCUGCUCCUCCUGCUCCUCGGGCUCCUCUGCCCCCUGCCCGUGGCCCUGGCCUCCGGAGGCGUGUGGCAGUGGCCCCACUUGUCCUGCGUCCAGGAGGGGGGCUCGGUCAGCAUCUCCUGCAGCUGCCCGUCCCUGCUGGGCCUCCACCUCAAGCAGAGGUGGGCCGUCGAGAGCUACGCUGUCUACUACGAGGACGGGCAGGAGCCCACCGUGGACAGGCGGCUCUCAGGCCGCGUCUCCUUCACGGGGUCCAUGAACAACCUGACCAUCACCUUGCACCGUCUGCAGCGGGCCGACAGUGGCCUCUACGCCUGCGAGGCCAUCACCAAGGGCAAGAAGCUCCAGGGCCCCGGGACCCUGCUCAUGGUGACAGAAGCGAGCAUGCACCAGGACAGCUGGCUGGCAAACCACCUCCUUCCUGUGGCACUGGCUGUGGGCUUCUUUCUUCUCGGUCUGGGGCUGGGGACCAUGUGUGUGCUGAAGAAGUCACGGAUCAAGAAUGUCUGUGGCGCCAGGAGCAAGCCUGCCCUGCGGGACAUCUACGAGGACAUGUCCUACAGCCACCGCUGCAACACGCUGUCCAGCCCCAACCACUACCAGUGAGCCCUUGGGACCCCCGGCCCUGCCCUGAGGAGUCAGGCCCCAGUGGGCAGCCUCCUC
Molecule: messenger RNA, 707 nt
Organism: Sorex araneus (European shrew)
Lineage: Eukaryota; Metazoa; Chordata; Mammalia; Eulipotyphla; Soricidae
Gene: CD7
Product: CD7 molecule
Exons: 4
Coding region: 30-650 (206 amino acids)
Biological process (GO): adaptive immune response
Cellular component (GO): membrane
Molecular function (GO): signaling receptor activity
Source: RefSeq, a predicted model, not a curated record